AUGUCCGCACAGCGAUCCGAACAGGAAAAGUCUGUCAGAGCAAAGAUAUUUCAGCCCGAAAGCAGGAUGCCGAAAGCGAGGAGACUGCUCUAUUCACAGCCACAUCUCAGAACUCGUCCUGGAGGUUCGAAGACGUUGGUGAUCAUUCACCUCAUGUUUGGAAUGACUCCAGACUGGGGAGGGAAACCCUUCGGGAUUGCUCACUAUCUGUGUGUGCGGACAGCAAGCGACAUCAUGAAGAACGCUACGAUAUUCCUCUACUACAAGCAUGAACCCCAGGGAAAGUGGUGGAAGAAAGCAAAACAACUUUUGCAGCCAAUUCGCGUUGAUCCUGUCGUGAAGGUUUCAGACCUUCUCAGGUUGCAGGCCUUGCGCGAUCUCGGAGGGAUUUACAUGGACAUCGACGUCAUUACUAUCCGCUCUUUCGCGCCGUUGAUGAAGGAUAACUCGUUUGUGAUGGGGCAAGAGGGGGAGAAAGGAGUCUACGGAUUAUGCAACGCUGUAAUGCUGUCAUCGCCCAACUCAACUUUUGUGAACUUGUGGAUUCGUCACUAUGCGGAAGCAUAUGACCCAGCAAUCUGGAGUAUGCAUUCAGUCAAACUUCCGAGCAUUCUCAGCCAUUUAUAUCCCUCAGAGAUCACUCAGGUGAAUGAUAAAGUCUUCUUCUAUCCUCUCUGGGACAAAAUCGACUACUUGUUCACCGGACACGGAGAAACAUUUCCUCGCAACAUCGCGAUGCAUCUUUGGGAGUCUCUGUCGUGGGACAAGUACAUUUCAAGGCUCAACUUCGAUUAUAUCAUGAACGUCGACAACAACUUUAACAAUCUAGUGCGUCCCUUCCUCAAAGAGGAGACAAGAGGCAAAGCCUGA
Molecule: messenger RNA, 870 nt
Organism: Guillardia theta CCMP2712
Lineage: Eukaryota; Cryptophyceae; Pyrenomonadales; Geminigeraceae
Exons: 17
Coding region: 1-870 (289 amino acids)
Source: RefSeq, a predicted model, not a curated record